AUGGCUCCCAAAGGAUCUUUGUCUGUGAUUCUGGGCAUUCUCGCUGGGGUGGCCUGUGUGCUGCUGACGGCUCCGGACACAUCUCUACGCACGCCCGUGCCAGCUCUAGAGGUCGAACAAAGUUCCCAUGCAACCCAUGGAGCGCCCGUGCUUGAGAGGGUCCUGCUGGCGCAGGGUGCCUUGCCCGCGCUUUUGGUUCUCCCCUCAAUGCCUCCGCGGCAUUGGACGUUGCAUUCCUGGCAGGAGUGCCUCUCGCUCCUGCGCGCCAACAUGGAGCGCUUUGCGGACGGGCGGUGCCACGCCUGCCAUGCGGAAGAGGGACCAGAACUGCGUGGCCUUGAGGCCCAGUUCCACUACCAGCCCCAGCCGCAGCUCCCGGCCUGCACGCCGACGCCACCCACGCCGGGCGCGCCGGCACCGGCUCCAGCGCCGCCGGUUGAGCCGCCGGCGCCGGAACCGGCAGUCAGCACACCCAAACCAGCGCCCUACAUCCUGAAUGUGGGCAAGAAUGGGCUGCCUGUAGCAGACACCCCUCGACCCAAGUGGCUGGUGAAAGAAGAUGAGCUGGUGAUUGAUGCCAGGCCACAGCCCCAUGGCGGCAUGCUCAUUGUUCAGCCUGUGCUGAUGGAUGCGGGCGGCACGUGGGGCAAGAGCAAGGCCGAACGACCCAGGUGGCUUCGAGCAAUCCUUGCCACAAACCGCAAUCAUGCUAGGCUACACGGGCAUGUGGUCAUCCUUCGCUGGCAGCCCACGCAGCCUCAACUGACCAAGUGGCAGAAGCGGCAGUGUAGCGUGAACAAGUUGGACGAAAGGACGUGCACCAAGCACAACGAGCGCGAGAACUUCAACUGGGAAAAGCAUUUGAUGCUGCACGAAUACCUGGUGAGCCCGCAGAACUUCUCGCACGUCCUGAUGCUGGAUGCAGAUGCUGCCUUGGUGAAGCACAGCAUCGACAUUUUGGGCGGCAUCGCCCGAGACAUGGAGAAGAGGAACUUGGAUGUCUUCCUGACAAGCGAAGAUUGGCUGCUGAACGGGGAGAACCGCAUCAACGGCGGCUUCCUGAUGACAAGGAACACCCCGUGGUCACAGAAGCUCUUUCAGGACACCUUUCAAGCACACGUGAAGGGCCCCGGAGGCUUGCGACGUUGGCGCAUCGGACUGCCGGCACAGGAGUGCAGCAGCAAUGAGCAGAUUUGCCUGAAUGACGUCAUGAGCGGCUCCAACAAGGAGCUGGUCAAAGGCCACAUGGCACUGGAAAGCGGUGUCAUUUACAACCGGGGCGGCUGCACUGUGAAGCAUUGCGGGGAGCCCAUAAGCGAUCCCAACAUGGAGGCAAAGGGCAUGAAGGACGAGCGCUUGCAGGUGCUGCACUUCAUGGGGGGCUCGAAGCACUUGGCCCCUGAGGCGCUGUGUGAAGGUGGCAAAGACUACACCGGAGACGGCCCGAAGGGCUACGGCUGCCAUAAGACUGCUCGAGAGCAGAAGGCGGCCAUGUUGGAGCGGGUGCAGCAGAGCCCCCGGAAGACCUUCUGGAGCCCGGCAGAGCGGGACGAGCUGGAGGCCCGGCGGUGCUAUGCCUACGACUGA
This is a messenger RNA of Effrenium voratum, 1587 nucleotides long. The record is from the annotation of a GenBank genome assembly. NCBI's taxonomy places the organism in Eukaryota, Dinophyceae, Suessiales, Symbiodiniaceae.